Messenger RNA from Zymoseptoria tritici IPO323, 468 nucleotides. RefSeq lists its product as uncharacterized. Gene Ontology annotation, biological process: proteasome assembly. Lineage: Eukaryota; Fungi; Ascomycota; Dothideomycetes; Mycosphaerellales; Mycosphaerellaceae. The record is from RefSeq and is a predicted model, not a curated record. Gene Ontology annotation, cellular component: cytoplasm; nucleus. The transcript has 2 exons. The coding region runs from base 1 to 468 and encodes 155 amino acids.
AUGUCUCUCCGCAUCGUUCCAUCAACCGCACACUCCACCCUUACAUCACCCUCUCUCGGCGCACCCUCUGCUCCCGGCGUCCACGAUACCCUCCGCUCCAACCUCGCCCUCAGCACGCCCGCGCCCAAAUCCACCACCUUCUCCUCCGCCGACAUCUCCUCCGCACACCCUCUCGAAUCCCGCCUGGCCAACUGGCGUGCCCAGCAAGAAGGCCUCAAGAUGUCGCUCUUGCGUCGUCAGUUCGGCAUCGCGGAGCCCGUGAAGCGUCAGAUGGAGUUGAGCAUUGUGCGCGCUGGCGAGUGGCGGCCAGCCAUGCUCCAGGGAGGUGGUACUGCUGGUCUGCACGCGGAUAUCUUGUCUGGUAGAGAUACGGAGAUGGGCUGGGAGGAUGUGUUCACUGGUGAAGAGAUGAGGGAGAUGCCCGAUUUCCACACGGAGAUGGAGGGACGUUUCAGGAUGAACUGGUAG